Cajanus cajan (pigeon pea) is the source of this 781-nucleotide messenger RNA. Lineage: Eukaryota; Viridiplantae; Streptophyta; Magnoliopsida; Fabales; Fabaceae. The record is from RefSeq and is a predicted model, not a curated record.
UAUACCUCUCAUAUUCAAGUAACUUUCAUCCUCGUUCGUGCUUAGUACUAUACUUUCUAUUAGUUACGUGUAACAUAAAGUUGAGUAAACUUUAAACAAGGGUUUGACUUCGUUAAUGAUGGCGAUGACUGUGACGAUUCUGGUGGUGAUGACCUUGCUCUCUGUCCUCUCUUCUGCAUCGUGUGCUCGAAUGGUUGGAGGGAAGACGGAGAUCGCUGACGUGAGAACAAACAGGGAAGUGCAAGAGCUUGGGAGGUUCGCGGUGGAGGAGUUCAACCGUGGUUUGAAACAGUGGGAGAACAAAAAUGGGAGAGAGCAUGAGUUGAAGUUCUCAGAGGUGGUGGAGGCGCAGCAACAAGUGGUGUCAGGGAUGAAGUACUAUUUGAAGAUAUCUGCUACUACUCAUAAUGGGGUUGGCAAAAUGUUCACCUCUGUGGUGGUGGUGAAGCCAUGGCUUCAUUCCAAGCAGCUUCUCCAUUUUGCACCUGCAUCCACCAGCACCAUGGAGUGAAGAGUAUUACACAUAAGAUGCACAUAUGGCUAGAAUAUGCUUUGGAGCUAAAUAUAAAAUAAUAACCACUAAGGUUAAUCUCUUGACUAGAUAUGCAUGGCGGUAUUUGUAAUUGCAAGUGAGCUUUUUUCCUCUACAUUUUGUAUGGUAUAUAUGUGCUGGGGAGAACAGGAAAUUCAACUACAAGUUGAAAUCUACCAACCAACCAUAUGUACCAAAUUAAGAAAAUAUUGAAUAAUAACUAUAUAUAUGCUAAAGUUUUGCUCUAAA